AUGGGGAAAGAUAAGCAGAGGACUGGAGGGUCAUCUACGACGCCUGCAAGCGGAGCACAAGAGCAGGACCCAGACAAGGACGAAAAAAGUCUGCCGGGCGAAGCGGCCAUUGAUAUGCUGGUCUCUUCACGGCAUAUGGCUCUAGCAAGUCCUGUUUUCAGGGCAAUGUUACGGCAUGAGGGGUUCAAAGAAGGGCAUACCCUCGGUGCAGAGGGCAGUGUACAGGUGCCUCUCCCAGAUGACGAUCCUCGGGCAAUGCGAAUCCUGCUCGAUGUCGUACACGGCCUAAAUAGGAGAGUUCCUCGGAAGGUCAGCUUGAAGACCCUAGCUUCAAUUGCUGUUUUGGCGGACAAAUACCAGAUGGUAGAAGCUCUGGAAUCAUACUCGGAUACAUGGAUCAAUCGGCUCAAACCUAAACUGCCAACAGAAUAUAUCAAGGCUGAAGACGAGAAGCUUAUUUUCAGGUGGAUGGAAAUCGCAUGGGUCUUCGGCAAGUCGGAGGAGUUCAAGGCUAUGACUUGCUUGGUUGAGCGUGCCGGAUAUUCGGAGUUGAACAAUGAAGUUGUGGGGAUGUAUUCAGUUCCGAGUACGAUUAUGGGUACUUAA
Molecule: messenger RNA, 606 nt
Organism: Cadophora gregata
Lineage: Eukaryota; Fungi; Ascomycota; Leotiomycetes; Helotiales; Ploettnerulaceae
Exons: 1
Coding region: 1-606 (201 amino acids)
Molecular function (GO): protein binding
Source: RefSeq, a predicted model, not a curated record